Thalassophryne amazonica is the source of this 2231-nucleotide messenger RNA. RefSeq names its product transmembrane protein 265 (gene tmem265). Lineage: Eukaryota; Metazoa; Chordata; Actinopteri; Batrachoidiformes; Batrachoididae. The coding region runs from base 637 to 1710 and encodes 357 amino acids. The transcript is spliced from 2 exons. The record is from RefSeq and is a predicted model, not a curated record.
CGGUGGAGGAGGAGGGGGGUUGGAGGUCUGGAGCACGUAACCUGCUUACAAAUUAUCACCACAACCAAACUUGGACAGCGUGAGUUUCUCCUCGUCCUCCUCUCGUGGUUGCGCCGCUCGCCUGCGCGCUGAUGUGCCAUCAUCCAGAUCCGUUAGCGGUUUCUACUCCACCUCGGCGCCGCCGCCGCUGUUCCACUUCUGACCGACUUGGACAGCUGGAACCCGACGGAGGAGCCCCGACAUCGCCUUACGAGUACUGGGUUCAGAGAGAAACCGGUCGAGCAGAAGAGACACUGCGGGAGGCGACGGAUCGACAUCGAGGCUCGCGUUACGCACGGGAACGACACGACGGACAAAGACUUGCCAUGAUAUAUCUGCACGGAGGGAGAAAUCCUGAUAAGUGGGAGCCGAGUACAAACUCGGGUCUGCUUGGGGUGGCAGGGCCGAUGACUUCCCGCUGUCACAGCCUCCUAAAACCUGACGAUAUGCAAAUACUCGGACUGUAAAUAUACCGAGCGCGGCUCUUCACGGACAAUAAAAAAAGAGACUUUAUUGGGCACUGACGUGUCCCCACUUGGGAAAAGCUGUAAAUCAAGGCAGGAAGAUCGAGCCAAGUGAACCACGAAUGGUUUGGGCAUGGUGCCCACGCCCCAGGUGUGCGUAUCAUCCCUGGUCACAGUGAGCACCAUGGCAGUGGUGGACCUCUACCUGCUGGAGCAGAGCAUGCUGGGGACCCGCGGCGCUGCAGGACCCAGUGUGUGGCAGUGUGCCACUGUGCUGCUCGGUGACGUGGGCUUCUUGCUCGCACUGCGUUUUGUGUCGGCUGGCGUGAUAUCUGAGGCACGGUCGCCACGUCGUGGUUUUGCAAACGCCCUCUGGUUCCUGUUCCUCUCCCUGCUCCAGCUCAAGCUCUUCUUCAUCUGUCAUAACUACAGGCAAGAGCGCCGGCCGCCUGACCCCCUAGCUCGGAAGACGCUCACCCUGCUGCUGUCCAUCUGCUUGCCCUCCCUUUUCCUUAUUCUGACGGGAGCUGACCACAUGACUCCGCAGCGCAGGAAGCAGGAGGUGCGGGGCCGGCUCCUGUGGGUGGUGGUUGAUCUGUUGGAUGUGUUGGACCUGCAGGCCGGGCUGUGGGAGGCCCAUGCAGGCGCUGCACUUGGGACAGGGAGUGGCGUCGGACAAAAACUGCCAGUCUGGGUGGAGGGCUUGGUUUUCUUUUACUGCUACGCCCUCCUGCUGCUGCUGCCAUGUGUAGCCCUCACAGAGCUGGGGGGCACUGGUCUGCCAGGACAAAGGGGACCCCGUAAGGAGGCUUUGUACCCUUGGCUUAGUUUAGUCACUAUCAAUAUCUUCACCUUGGCCCUGAGGGGCACAGGCAUGCUGUGGUACAGGGAUCCUCGCGUCUCCACCGUGUUCCUUGGGAAGAACCUGCUGGCUCUGGCUGUGAAGCUAAGCUCUGCCUGGGAGAGACACAAGCAAGGUCGUGGUGCAGGGGGAACUGGGACUGUGUCUGAAGCACAACCGCAGGAUACAAACUUGCCGAGCCAGAGGUCUGAGCAGGGUGAAGACCAGGUCCAAGGGAAAGCCUUCCCCACGCCACCGUCUCAUUAUCACACACUGUCUCACUCUCAAAGCCACACACUCUCCCAUGUCAGCCUGGAGCCCACAGAAACAUCCUUAGGACCUUCCUUCAUCUCCCAUGAACUCUAGAGUUUUUCUCACUGACAACCAUGCAUGCAUACACCCACACACAAAACCUGGACCAGCUAAGUUGGCAUCACAUCCCAGCAAAUAACUUGUACUGAAGAGUACAGCAGUGCUCCUCUGUAUAAUGCAGUGCUGCGGAGAUGCAUUUGGCAAGCUUUGGGUUUCUGCACAUUUUGUUGUGCUAAGAAUAAUGCAAAAUGCACUGCAGCCAUUCCUUUGAAAAAUAACGCUGUGAGCAAAGCUGUUGGAUUAUGUAUUACAGAAAUUUAUGAUGAAUUGUAGUAAUGUACAUGGUUUCAUUUGGACAAAACUGUCACAACCUGUUGUUCCAUCCAUCAAUAUGUCAACUUCAGAGUAUCAUUUGAGGUUUUUAUGAACAAAGGAUUCAACUCAUUUCUGGGUAACAUUGAGACACCACUGAAUAUUCAACAUCUGCUUCCUGGUGAAGAUGUACAGGCUGAGUUGUUAAACUUGAGGUCAGUUUAAGGUUGUCUGGAAAACAUUCUCUGAACACGAACUGAAAA